AUGACUUCGCUUUCCCAAGGGCAAGUUUGCCUCGACCUUGAUAACCACCUUGGUUUCACAGGUCUACCGGAGAAUGUUUAUGUUCUGAAAAGAAAUUACACUCUUUUAAGAAGGUUGCCCGAUCUAUGGGUUACUGGCGAGAAGGAUAUACACUUGGUAUCUUUUCGAUUCGGUCUCGAAGGUGAUAUCUUUCAUCCCAAAAGAGUUGACAAAGCUUCUUUAACUUGGUCUAUCUUUGCGGCUACGGAGGACGCUCUUAAGGAUGAGUUUGGUUGGCAGGUUAGGAGUGGUGAUUGUAUCAAUAGUCGGAUAGACAAUUGGAGGUUGGAAGGUUUAAAUGGUGGGGUUCUUAAUUCUAAUUUGCUUAACCCAACUGAGUGUAGUGUUAAAGACCUUUGGCUCGAGGAUUGUAGAUGUUGGAACAUUUGUAGAGUUCAUGAGCUUUAUGGGCAAGGUUUGGGGGACAAAAUUUGUAACUUAUCGAUUGGGGGUAAGGGCCAUUGCAAUAAAACUGUGUGGUUUCAUAACCCGCAUGGCUUCAUCAAUUUGAAGUCAGCUUAUUCUUGGUUGUUAUUGAAAGAAAUAGGGUUUGGUCCUCAUAGGUUCUUUCAUAAAGCUUUAUGGAAGGUCGACACUAUCCCUAAGGUUCGAGUGUUUACGUGGCAUGUGGGACACGAGAUCGUCCCUACUAACGUUAAAAUUGCUUCCGUUCAACAUGGCUUUAGGCAGGGAUGUCCUAGGUGCAGGGCCGAGUACAAGACUGUUAUUCAUGCACUUAAAGAUUUCCCUACUUCUAGGGCGAUCCUCUCUAUUGGUGGGUGA
This is a messenger RNA of Gossypium raimondii (Peruvian cotton), 822 nucleotides long. RefSeq names its product putative ribonuclease H protein At1g65750. NCBI's taxonomy places the organism in Eukaryota, Viridiplantae, Streptophyta, Magnoliopsida, Malvales, Malvaceae. The coding region runs from base 1 to 822 and encodes 273 amino acids. The record is from RefSeq and is a predicted model, not a curated record. The transcript has 2 exons.